Molecule: messenger RNA, 3890 nt
Organism: Gastrolobium bilobum
Lineage: Eukaryota; Viridiplantae; Streptophyta; Magnoliopsida; Fabales; Fabaceae
Product: auxin response factor 2B-like
Exons: 15
Coding region: 362-2926 (854 amino acids)
Biological process (GO): regulation of DNA-templated transcription; response to hormone
Cellular component (GO): nucleus
Molecular function (GO): protein binding; DNA binding
Source: RefSeq, a predicted model, not a curated record
GGGACCACCGGUAAAAGCCGGUUGCAGAGACUGGUUAAUAAUUGACCGCGGUUGAAAUUAUUGCACGCUGUUUUGACCACUCUGGUUAAGUCUUCCCCUCCGACACUCGUUUCUGUUGCUGCAACCAUUUCUCAGCUGAGAGAGAAAAUAAAAAUAAAAAUAGAGAUAGAGAGAGAAAGAGAGAGACAUAGAGUGGUCGAGGUUUGAGAAUUUCGUUUUCGGAUCCGAGGUUGCGUUGCUUGAGUUGAUUCUGGACCUUUGAGAAUCAGUGAAGGAAACGAAGGUUUUUGCGAUGUCAAAGAUACCGAGGUAAUUUACAUACAGAGAGAGAGAGAUCUGCGACGAACAGAAGAGGAAAAAAAUGGCAUCAUCAGAGGUAUCGAUUAAGGGGAAUUCCGUGAACGGAAAAGGAGAAAGCUAUUCUUGUGUUUAUAACAACAACAACAACAACAACAACGAUGCGGCAGAGGGUCAAGAUGCUUCUGCAUCUUCAGCUGCGAGAGACGCGGAAGUUGCACUUUACAGGGAGCUAUGGCAUGCGUGUGCGGGUCCCCUUGUGACGGUGCCAAGAGAAGGAGAGCUCGUGUUCUAUUUUCCUCAGGGGCAUAUUGAGCAGGUGGAGGCAUCGACGAAUCAGUUAGCGGAGCAGCAUAUGCCCGUAUACAAUCUCCCACCUAAGAUCCUUUGUCGGGUCAUCAACGUGAUGCUGAAGGCGGAGCCUGAUACCGAUGAGGUGUUUGCUCAAGUGACUUUACUUCCAGAGCCAAAUCAAGAUGAGAAUGCUGUGGGAAAAGUGCCUCCGCUGGCUCCUCCCCCACGAUUUAAUGUUCAUUCUUUUUGCAAAACACUGACUGCGUCAGAUACUAGUACCCAUGGUGGGUUUUCAGUGUUGAGACGACAUGCGGAUGAAUGCCUUCCUCCACUGGACAUGUCAAAGCAGCCACCUACCCAGGAAUUGGCGGCCAAGGAUCUGCAUGGUACUGAGUGGCGAUUCCGGCAUAUAUUUCGCGGUCAACCACGUAGACACUUGCUGCAAAGCGGUUGGAGCAUUUUUGUCAGCUCCAAGAGGCUUGUUGCUGGGGAUGCAUUUAUAUUUAUAAGAGGUGAGAAUGGGGAACUUCGAGUUGGUGUCAGGCGUGCAAUGAGACAGCAGGGUAAUGUUCCAUCAUCGGUUAUCUCAAGCCACAGCAUGCAUCUUGGUGUCCUUGCAACUGCUUGGCAUGCCAUCAUGACCGGGACCAUGUUCACUGUUUAUUAUAAGCCCAGGACCAGUCCAGCUGAAUUUAUCGUUCCUUAUGAUCAAUACAUGGAGUCUCUAAAAACUAAUUAUACCAUAGGGAUGCGAUUCAAAAUGAGGUUCGAAGGUGAAGAGGCCCCUGAGCAAAGGUUUACUGGUACCAUUAUCGGAAUGGAAGAUGCUGACUCCAAAAGGUGGCCAAAAUCCAAUUGGAGAAGUCUCAAGGUUAGAUGGGAUGAAACAUCUAACAUACCUCGACCCGAGAGAGUUUCCCCUUGGAAAAUAGAGCCAGCUCUUGCUCCCCCUGCUCUAAAUCCUCUUCCAAUGCCCAGGCCUAAAAGGCCUCGGGCUAAUGCAGUCCCAUCAUCCCCAGAUUCUUCUGUUCUUACUCGAGAAGUAUCAUCUAAAGUAAGCAUAGACCCUUUGCCAACAAGUGGGUUUCCAAGGGUCUUGCAAGGUCAAGAAUUAUCGACCUUGAGAGGAAAUUUUGCAGAAGGCAACGAGUCUGAUACUGGAGAGAAAUCUGUUGUGUGGCCACCUGCAACAGAUGAUGAAAAGAUAGAUGUUUCUAUUUCAAGAAGGUAUGGAUCAGAGAGCUGGAUGUCAAUGGGGAGGCAUGAGCCUACAUAUUCUGAUCUCCUCUCAGGCUUUGGGGGCCAUGGAGAUCAUUCUUCCCAUCCAUCCUUUGUUGAUCAAAGUGGUCCUGUAGCUAACCCUGGUAGGAAACAUUUGUUGGAUCGUGAUGGAAAACUUAAUGUACUAGGUAGUCCGUGGCCUGUAAUGCCACCUAGCCUACCACUCAAUCUUUUGGACUCCAAUAUAAAAGGUUCUGCACAAGGCAGUGAUACAACCUAUCAAGUUCGAGGGAAUUUGAGGUAUAGUGCAUUUGGUGAAUACCCUGUGCUUCAUGGACAUAAAGUUGGGCAACCACUUGGAAACUUGUUGAUGCCACCACCGCCCCCAACCCAAUAUGAGAGUCCUCAUUCAAGGGAACUGUUGCCCAAACCAAUAUCAGCAAAAACUUGUGAGGUUGCAAAACCAAAAGAUGGUGACUGUAAGAUAUUCGGCAUCUCACUUCUUAGUUGCCCCAUUGCACCAGAGAUAUCACACAGAAAUGUUGCAAGUGAACCAGUUGGUCACAUGCAUCGUACAUCACACCAACAUCGAACAUUUGAAAAUGAUCAGAAGUCUGAACAUUCAAGGGGCUCAAAACCGGUAGAUGGUCUAGUUGCAGUUGAUGACCAUGAGAAGCUGUUACAAACCACUCCACCACAUCUGAAAGAUGUUCAACUCAAACCUCAUAGUGGUUCUGCUAGAAGUUGCACUAAAGUGCACAAGAAGGGGAUUGCGCUUGGUAGGUCAGUGGACCUUACGAAGUUCAGUGACUAUGAUGAAUUAAUUGCUGAAUUGGAUCAGCUGUUUGGCUUUGGAGGUGAAUUAAUUUCUCCACAAAAAGAAUGGCUUAUUGUCUACACUGACAAUGAGGGUGACAUGAUGCUUGUUGGUGAUGAUCCGUGGCAGGAGUUUUGUGCCAUGGUCCGCAAAAUUUAUAUCUACCCUAAAGAGGAGAUUCAGAAAAUGAGCCCGGGUACCUUAAGUUCAAAAAACGAAGAGAAUCAAUCAGCUAGUGAAGGUGUAGAUGCACAAGAGAUUAAAUGCCAGCUGCAUCAUUCAGCUUCAGACUCCUGAUAAUUCGUAGAUUUGAUCUUCAUAGCUACCAGAUUCCGGACUGUAGUGGAAAGGAGUAGGGACCUAUCAUAAAGCCAUCCAUCCAGUUGGAGAUUAUGACCUGAAGAAGAAAAUUCUAAUUCUGAAUCUGACUGCUUAUCAAGGAACUGUUUGUUUGGAAUCAGUAUAUGGAUGGCAUGAAUGAGUAUCCAUCAAAUUUUGGACAGCGUUGUAGAAUCAGUAGUACAAGUAUAUAUAUCUUCCCAGUUAUACAUUCUUAGUAUAGUACACUCAUAGAAUAGUAUGUAUGCCUUGAGCGAAGUGAUAAGGGUUGAUAUUUUGGCCUUCUGCAUUUUUCGACAAUCUUACCGUGUAAAUAGUUACUAUCCCAUCCGCAGAACCCUGAUGCACAGGCGUGAAAAUAAAGGAAAAAUUUAGUUAUUUUAUCUUGCAAAAUGCAAAGUGAUAUUCACAGUAGUUUCCAAGAGUUCUCCGUACUAAAGCACAAAUUAGCACUAAUAUCAGAUAAAUUGCUCGUGAACUUAGUUACAUUAAUGGGUUGGAGUUCUAAAGCCCUUUGAAUUCCAACUUAAUAAUAUAAUAAUAAUUAAGUUCAUGAACAAGACCAAUUUAUCUAGUUUUAAAUUGUUUUUUUUUUUUUUUUUAGUGCUAAUACUCAUGGAAUUUACUUGAGAUAUGUAUAUGCAUUUUGCAAGAUGUAAUAAUUCUGCCUUUAAUUUCCCGAUUGUGCAAUUAGGGUUCGGCUAUUGAAGUGGUUACGGUCGUAUCAUGUGGACGCAGGGUUUCCGCGUGGGCGGCGUAGAAUAGAUGAAGUCAUAUCACGAGAAGUUAGUGGACACUUGGGUCUGAAAGAUUUGAAAUUUCUCAGUGAAUUGCAUUCGUGGUUAAUGGCACUAGUAGAGUAGUAGUUGUGUUGUGGUCCUUCCCUCCGUGUGAUAUUUGUAGCGGGGUUACGUGCUAAAGC